Molecule: messenger RNA, 4888 nt
Organism: Phaedon cochleariae (mustard beetle)
Lineage: Eukaryota; Metazoa; Arthropoda; Insecta; Coleoptera; Chrysomelidae
Source: the annotation of a GenBank genome assembly
AAAGAAGAAAGCGCCCCUUUUAAGUUUAAUACACACAAAAGCAGUAUAACAUAUGCUGGAAAUCACAUUUAUUUGUCACAUUAAAUUUAGACUCAAAAACAUCCAACAAAAUGGGAGAAAAACGAAAAACCACACUCUCGCUCCAUCUCCACUUUCCAAGUCCUGUUCAUUUCAUUUAGUAAACAGAAAAUGGAAAAAACAAUUUGACAACCGGACGCAGCCGAACUAUCAAUCUACUAAAUUUAACUCGGCCAUCGGGAAGCGCGUUCAGCGCUACGUUCACUUUUAGCCAACACUCAAAAGCCCAAAAUAUAACAUUAGUUGAUUAUUUUAACCUCGCUAGAAAAUAUAAUCCUCCACGACGUGGUAACUAAGGUCUCGCGUGUUUAACAUGCAGUGAAAUCGGACACCCCGCGACCACAAACAUGAAAAGAUGGGACCAAAUCUCAGACACAUCCAAAACCUGGUCGUCUUGCUGACUUGAAAACUAUGAGCCUGAAGGAAGCAUCCCCCGAACAAAGUAUUGGCCGCGAUCCAAAAUCCAAACGCAACAGUGGCCUCUUUGCCUUCUUCAAAUGGUUCAAGCCCUCGGCAUCGCGAGAAUCCAUAGACGUCGAGCCGCAAAUAUCCAGUUCGACCAGUUCGGAUAGCCUGAAUUCCAUCCACAGUGCGGGCACAGUAGCAUCCUUCUCCUUCGUACCAGCCAGUGCAUACAAGAAAUGUGUCUCAGAAAAGUGCAUCGCUCCAGGCCCUGAGACCGACACCUACAAGGCCAGACUCAAACAAAGGGACAAGAGACGGGAGAAUGACAAGAAUCUGACGCUCAGGAAGAAGUACAACCUCUUCUUCCACCGCGAUACGCUACAGCACCCAAUAACUGUCGACGAGGAAAACUCGAAGAGCCUUCCUCUGAUGACGCGGGGUGUUAUGGAAAUCGACGAGGAACCGAAAGUGCACAGGAGGACCAACAGCGAGUCUUCGAAGAUCAGGAAAAGCGGUUACACACACGUCAAAGGCAAGCGGAAAGCUCCACAACCACCGAUGUCCAAAACAGGGCAGGACGGCAUGUCCACAGCUAGUCUGAGGAGAACCAAACGUUUAGCCCCUGCCCCACCGCCGGUCGACAAAAUCAUCGAAACCCUUCAGGACGAACAAGUUGUAUGCAACGAUUAUCUGAAGCUAGACCAUGGGUACUUGAGACCAGUUAGAGAUACUGGCUCUAUUUCUCCUGUACCCGACAAAGCUUACGAACUAUUAUCGACUUCUCCGAAGCUUGCUGCUGAGGCCCCAGUGUCCCCUAGACCUUGGUACAAACGCAAUACCAUCAAAGACAGCGUCUCAAGCAAGAAAGACAAAGCUGACCACAAGUACGAACCUAUAGAACGCUUACCAGAAGUCCCAUUCUCCAGAAACUCAACAUUGGAUUUGACAAUUGAAGAUAAGAAGAAAGAAGAAAAGAGAAAGUCCGGUAUGUCGUUUCUUACAAACAUAAGCGAGUUGGAUAGAGAAGCAUACGAGAUCGUGAGGAACAAAGACAAGGACAAAAACCUGGAAGAAAUGCCCGAGUUUAUGCGUCCAAAAGAAGAGAAGGGAAGCACCGACAGUUGGGUGUCUCCCAAACGGAGAUCAGCUAGGGAUCUAAUAGCAAAGUUCAAUGCUAUCACUAAUGUAACCAAAGUCACAGUUUUCGGAGCCUCACAGAAAGAUACCAAGUUUUUUGGGAAGCAGACUAGCUUGGAUGACGCUAAGAGAAGACAGGAGUUCUUACUGGAGACGCACAAGAAGAGAAUAGAUGAAAUUGACAAGAAGAAUACACCACUAGCCAAAUCAGAAAGUAGCAAAUCUGUGACGCAAAAACCAGAUACUCCGAAGUUCGAGAGAAAGAGUUGGGUUUGCCGGAAAUGCAACUUGGAGAACGAAUAUUGGAGGAUCAUUUGUCACGUUUGUUCUUCUAUUAAACCGUACUUUGAUGAUUUCUCGUCGUCUUCAAAAGGUGAAAGCAAAAUACAAGUGAAAGCGUCUAGUCCAUUGGUGGUGAAGAAAGAAAAAUCUCCACCUCAGAAGUUUGAUAUUGAGAGAUCAAAGACUCAAAUUGGGUUUUCUGCCCUUGCCAGUUACAAUAAACCAAAGAUUGAAAGAACUGUAUUAGGAGAGGAGCAGUCACAAAAAGAAUUGGACACCAAGAAGGAAGAAAGGGAAAAACUGAAGAGAAUGUUGAUAGAGAUGAAAAACUCAUUGCCGAAACGUAAAUCUCAUGUGCUGCUCAAACAAAACAGCAGGAAAAGUAUUAUCGUAGAAAAUUCUGAAGUGGGUGAAGAAAUAAAAGAAAGUGGAAGUACAGAAGGUAUAGGUGAAAAGUCCAGUGGAAGUGAAGAGAAUAUAACUAAAGAAAGUGAUAUUUCCAAAGGCACAGAGACUGUUGAAAUAGAAAAAACCCAAGAGGAAAAAAUAGCGGAAAUCUUGAUAGGCACAACACAAACUAUAUACGAAAACAUCAAAAUUCGAAAAACAGAAAAUCCAAAACCGCUCAAAGUAUCUUCAUCUGUCCAAACCAGUGCCGUAGUGAAACAAGUAGUUCCGGGCAGCUCUCUGAACAAUUUGAUAAAAUCCCAAUCAAAAAACAAUCACUACGAAUUGAUGCGACCCAAGGAUUUCGAAAAUAUUUACUCUGACACGAAUGCCAAAUCCGCUGCAAAAAUCUACGCGAACUUAGCUAGGAACGACGAACUAUCUUUAUUCUUCAACGUACCGAAAACUUUGAAAUAUACCAACAACGGGUCCAAGACUGUGAAUCAUACUGAUACGAUCGAGAUCAACAGGCUUUUGAAAAAAUUGGAAUCUUCUAUAUCGAAAGGGGAACUUGUGCAAGCUUCUGAUUAUGCAAAAGAAUUGGCGCAGCUGAGGGUUAGCUGUUCUGUGAUCAGACAAAAAGCAGUGGUGCCAUCAUUAGGAGAAAAGAAAAUUCGUGUAGAAAUGUAUGUUGAAGACAAAGUAUCGCACAGAGGACCAUUUUCAGUAGAAGUUUCACAGGAUCAAACAGUUGCUCAACUGAAAUUGCAAAUAGAGAAAGAGUAUGAAAUUCCUGCAGCCUUCCAAAAGUGGAUUUUGGGAAAAGAGUUGGUGACAGAUGACAAAACCACGCUCAGAGAUCACAAUGUCACCACAGAAGGUUGUCCAGUUUUUCUAUACUUGGUUGCACCAGACGGAAAAGGCAUCACAGUCCAAAAAGCGAAUUCGAAAAUUGAUAUAAAAAACCUGCCCUCAACAUCGAGAUUGAGCAUUUUAGUUGAUGAAGCAGAAAAGAAAAAAACUUCCGAAAUGAUUGACAUCACCACGAAACAAACCGGAAGCACUCAAAAGGCACCUAAGGAGAAUGAAGAUUCAAAAUCCGAACAAAAAACAAUUGAUCAUGUUCCCAAAAUAAUAAACGUCAUCAGAAAAGGUUCUGAACCUUCAUCUAAACCAGAAAAAACCCAUGAGAAAAUAGACUUAUUACCAACUACUUCUAGAGAUAAAUUAGAGAAGAUAAUAACAGUGAAACCAAGUAUGGAAGUGAAACCAAUAAUCCAGUAUGUAUUUCCAACCAUUCAAAACUCAUACCAAACCGAAGCUGUACCAGAAAACCCAAAAACACUCACCAAAGAAAAAGAAAAACCCACCAGUACAAACCUACAGUCAAGUACAGGUACAGCAUCUUCCAGUAUUGCAACAUUUGCAACUGAACCAGCUAAAAUACCAGACACCAGUCCUAUACCCCCAAAAGCUGAAAUAGAAGCCACAGUAGAAUACGAAUCAACCACUCUAAAACCUUCCACCGAUUGGGAAUGCCACCUGUGCACAUUGCUGAACCCUUCAACCAGCAAUGUAUGCGCAGUAUGCGCCACAGUCAGACUCAACAAGCCCAAACCGACUGAAGCCAACGUGAUAAGAGAAACUGCCAAGGCAGACAUGACCUAUCUGCAGCUGGUCCAUCUAGACAACGCUGACCUAGUAGAAAAUGCGUACCCCUUCGAGUGCAUGAUUUGCUUCGCGGAAAUAGCCCCAAGAGAGGGGUGCACCCUCAGGGAGUGCCUCCACCAGUUCUGCAAAGGGUGCUUGGCGCAUACCAUAGAGUUCGCUGAGGAGGCAGCUGUCGAGUGUCCUUACAGGGACAACGUCUAUUCCUGCAAUAUCGCCCUCCAGGACAGGGAAGUGAAAGCUCUGGUGGAGCCCCAGGUGUAUGAGCGACACCUGGCCAAAUCCAUGGCGCAGGCUGAGAACAAGAUCGACAAGACGUUCCAUUGCAAGACGCCGGAUUGCAAGGGAUGGUGCAUCUUCGAGGAUAACGUGAACGAGUUCAGAUGUCCUGUGUGCAAGAAUGUCAACUGCUUGACUUGCCAGGCGAUCCAUAUGGGCAUGAACUGCAAGAGAUACCAAGAACAGAUGACGUCAUCCUCGGAAAACGACACCGAGGCGAAACGCACGAAGAAAAUGCUGGAGGAAAUGGUGAAAAACGGCGAGGCCAUAGAGUGUCCGACGUGCAAGGUGAUCCUGAUGAAAAAGUGGGGCUGUGAUUGGUUGAGGUGUUCAAUGUGCAAAACGGAGAUUUGCUGGGUGACGCGAGGCCCGAGGUGGGGCCCCGCCGGCAAGGGGGACACUUCGGGGGGCUGUCAGUGCGGCGUGAACGGGGUCAAGUGCCAUCCCAAGUGCAACUAUUGCCACUAGCUUCUCCUAGAGUUCCUAAAUGUACUUGACACUGCUGUUUUGACGUUUUUUGUAUAUUAGAGUCUUAGAUCAUACAGUCAAUGAUCUAAGAUUAGAGUACCGACACUACCCAGCGAGCACAAACAUCCCUGGGAUGUUUUGAGAAUGUUGGCAUGAAGAUGUUAUUUCGAGACGUAAUAUGCAC